Molecule: messenger RNA, 1087 nt
Organism: Anopheles aquasalis
Lineage: Eukaryota; Metazoa; Arthropoda; Insecta; Diptera; Culicidae
Source: RefSeq, a predicted model, not a curated record
GUAGUAAUGUGGUGUAGUGUGAACGGAGCGAAGGAGCGCUCGCAAUCGUUACAUUUCUGAUCUGUUUUUGGUGUGAAAUCGGCCUAGCCAACUCGUGCCCAUCACAGCGUGCCCAGCAGCCAGUAGUGUUGUAGUGAAACAAAUUGAAUGCCAAGCCGGAUGGCCAGUGGGUUUCCCUCGGUUUGCUGGAAGAAGCGCUACCAGCGCUAGGGGUGGGGUGGUGGCAGUGCCAGUGGCAGUGGAAGUGAAGUGCGCGCCCCCGCAGUAGCCUCCUGAGCAGCGUGCAAUGGCCGCUCCUCGGGCCGGCGAAACGCCACUGGCGCCUCGAAGCAGCAACACCUGGCCCUCUUCGAUCUUCCACACGACCAGGCCCAAGCCGGCGCACGCCAUCGUACAGUUGCGGCUCGAUGCGAAGGGGCGCACCUACAGUUCCGCCGUAUCGGCGCUAAACACCCUGGCCCUGUCGGCUACAACCGUGCCACCGUCCGUUCCGUCAUCGUCUUCGUCACCUGCACCGGCUCCGAUCGUAACGGUCGACGAGGCGGACCGUGUUCCAUCACCAUUCGUGCCUCAGCACCAGCAGCAGCAAAAGGUCGGCUACGUCUCUGCGAGACCAUUCGAUGGCUGCAGCAGCGCACACCGGACGAACCGCUCCGAAUCGCUCAAGAUCGACAACUGGGACUACAUCUACACGGAGAAGGGCACGGCCCGAUCCGUGCUCCACGCGCCCAACACUGGCAGCCGCUUGUUCGGGGUCGGUGCACUGGCCGCUUCGGCCACGAUCGCGACCGCAACGGUCGCGACCGGCCAGCCGCACCAUCACCACCAACUGCACCACCAUAGCUGCUCGCCGUGCAGCGAACACCGGUGCAUCUCGGGGCAGGCCGCGGCCAAGGUGUCGACGCUGCGGCGCCACUACUACCCGGAGGGCUCCUGGGGCUGGAUCGUGCUGGCCGUCGCGACGGUCCAGGCGAUCCUCAACCACGGCGUGCAGCUGGCCGGUCCGCUCUACCUGCUGCCUGCCGGUCAGCGUUUCCAUCAACCAGCCGUCAACAGCUGUGAUUUGAAAGAUGAUGUAGGCAUGUAG